This is a messenger RNA of Ipomoea nil (Japanese morning glory), 333 nucleotides long. Its product is annotated as putative glycine-rich cell wall structural protein 1. Lineage: Eukaryota; Viridiplantae; Streptophyta; Magnoliopsida; Solanales; Convolvulaceae. Bases 1 to 333 code for a protein of 110 amino acids. The record is from RefSeq and is a predicted model, not a curated record. The transcript has a single exon.
AUGGACACCAUUUUCUUUAUUAUAUUGGGUAUUGGUGUAAUGAUGAUUUUUAUAGUCAUCAUUGCUUGCUGUAACUCUAAAAAUGGGGGCUGCUCUGCUGGAGAAGGCGGUGAACGUGGCGGUGGAAGAGAAUUAGGAGGAGGAGGAGAAGAUGGUGAUGGUGAUGGUGGCGGUAACGAUGGUGACAAUUCUGGAGGUUUUUAUGGCGAUGGUUGGGGAGGCGGCGACGGCGGCGGUGGCAGUUGGGGAGGCGGCGGCAGUGGAGGUGACGGCGGCGGUGGCGGUGACGGCGGUGACGGUGGUGGCAGCGGUGGCGAUGUCGGGAUGAGCUGA